AUGUCUUUCUCGGAGAAGCUCCAGCAGAGGAGGAAACUACAGGACGACACUGCUGCCGUUUACGAGGACUACGGCAAGAAGAAGCAAGUCUUCAAGAAGGGAAAAUCGCGUCUCUACAAAGAAGAAUGCGAGCGACAACUCCUGCAACUCAAUAAGGUCGGCGUUCAGCCGCCAACCGAAAUCUGUGAAGUGGAGCUGCCGACGGAGGAGCCCGCGACGCCAACACCCCAAGAGGCUCCGCAGCCGGCAUCUCCACCUCCUCGCCCGGAGUUGAGGGUGCGGAAACAGUGGGUAAAGUCGGAGAACAUCAAGUUCCGUCAAGAUCGCAGGAGCCCAGAAGUCCUUAACAAGGCCAAAGAAAUAGCGGUUCGGUUCGGCUUGCCAAAGGAGGUUUGCUUGCGACUUGCUCUACUUUUCCAGUUCCGCGACACGGAGCGUGGAGAGGAUAUGCUCACCGUUUAUCUCACAGCUUUGCAACGACUUAAGAAGGGUUUCAAAUGCGCAAAGCUGGCGAACGGGUCGCUCAAAGUGAAAAAGAAGUUUUUGCAAGUUGAUCCAAAGGCUCCGACAGUCUACAUUAAAGGUGUGGGUCCAGUGUUCAGGCGAACGACUGCUCUGGAUAUACGCGCAAUCCAGGAGGUGUAUGCGGGCACGUCGGAGUCGCGCGAGUUUCUGGAGGUUAACCGGAGAAUCAAAACACUGGGUCAUCGCCUGGAAGAGAACCGGUGUUGCGUCAUCAAGACGGACGUGCGCACGUACAGCCUGAUUUUUGACCGCGCCGAGGAUAUGGAUGACUUCUUCGCGGUCGUGGAUGUACUGAAGGGGACUCAUGGACCGGCAGUGUGGCGAGAGGACACUAGCGCAGCUGGAAAUGUCUUUCGAGUAGACGAGGGUAUGGACAUGACUUUGUAA
This is a messenger RNA of Neospora caninum, 912 nucleotides long. RefSeq lists its product as hypothetical. Lineage: Eukaryota; Apicomplexa; Conoidasida; Eucoccidiorida; Sarcocystidae. Bases 1 to 912 code for a protein of 303 amino acids. The record is from RefSeq and is a predicted model, not a curated record. The transcript is spliced from 8 exons.